Rhinichthys klamathensis goyatoka is the source of this 1571-nucleotide messenger RNA. RefSeq names its product serine incorporator 2 (gene serinc2). Gene Ontology annotation, cellular component: membrane. The transcript is spliced from 10 exons. NCBI's taxonomy places the organism in Eukaryota, Metazoa, Chordata, Actinopteri, Cypriniformes, Leuciscidae. The record is from RefSeq and is a predicted model, not a curated record. The coding region runs from base 91 to 1467 and encodes 458 amino acids.
UCAAUUUAUGAGUUAUUUAUAAGUAACCAGAAUGAGGAGGAAAGAUUAACUUCCGUGUUUUUGCUUUAGUCUUGUGUUUUCUCCGUCAUCAUGGGUGCGUGUAUGGCCUUGUGUUCGCUGGCGAGCUGCGCGUCCUGUCUGUGCGGCUCUGCGCCAUGUCUUUUAUCAGGAUGUUGCCCUUCUACAUACAACUCCACUGUGACCCGCAUGGCCUUCUCCUUUUUUCUGCUGCUGGGCACUAUAGUGUCCAUCAUCAUGAUCCUGCCAGGCAUGGAGACACAGCUAAAGAAGAUUCCUGGUUUUUGUGAAGGAGGCUCUUCUAUACCAGGAAUUGAAGGGAAGGUGAACUGUGAGAUCAUUGUUGGCUAUAAGUCGGUCUACAGGAUGUGCUUUGCCAUGGCCUGUUUCUUCUUCCUCUUCUCCAUCAUCAUGAUCCGUGUGAGAAGCAGCAAGGAUCCACGAGCUUCAAUUCAAAACGGUUUCUGGUUCUUCAAGUUCUUGAUUCUGGUCGCUCUUACUGUGGGAGCUUUCUUCAUUCCAGAUGGAGCAUUCAACACAGUGUGGUACUACUUUGGUGUGGUUGGGUCCUUCAUAUUCAUUCUGAUUCAGCUCGUUCUGCUGGUGGAUUUUGCUCACACCUGGAACCAAAAGUGGGUGGAGAACGCAGAGGAAGGGAACCGUAAAUGCUGGUAUGCAGCCCUGCUCUCCUUCACAUUGGUGCACUAUAUCUGUGCCUUCGCUGCUGUGGUUUUGUUCUAUGUAUUCUACACACAGCCAGAUGACUGCACAGAACACAAAGUCUUCAUCAGCCUCAACCUCAUCUUUUGUAUCAUUGUGUCUGUGGUGGCCAUCCUUCCAAAAGUGCAGGAAUCUCAGCCGAGUUCUGGUCUGCUCCAGCCGUCUCUCAUCUCUCUCUACACCAUGUAUCUCACAUGGUCUGCUAUGAGCAACAACCCCAAUCGUAAGUGCAACCCCAGUCUGUUGAGUCUAGUCAAUGGCGGGCCAACAGCACCCACUCCCACCAGUGCCCCCGGUAUCCAUACACAGUGGUGGGAUGCUCAGAGCAUUGUGGGUUUGGUCAUCUUCCUCCUGUGCACACUGUAUGCCAGCAUUCGUUCCUCAAACAACAGCCAGGUGAACAAGCUCAUGCAGACAGAGGAAGUUCAGGGGCUGGCGAGCACUGAUGCCAGCGAGGGCGUCUCUGAGGAUGGCGUGAGACGAGCUGUGGAUAACGAAGAGGACAGCGUCACAUACAGCUACUCGUUUUUCCAUUUCUCCCUCUUCCUUGCCUCUCUCUACAUCAUGAUGACCUUGACCAACUGGUAUCAGCCUGAAACCGACUACGCAGCCAUGAAAACCACUAUGCCAUCCGUGUGGGUGAAGAUCUGUUCGAGUUGGCUGGGACUGGCACUGUACCUCUGGACUCUUGUGGCUCCGGUAAUCCUGGCCGACCGAGACUUCAACUAAACGCCCAUACGAUUCUACAAGUGGCCUUAUUCAGAAGCAAUAUACCUUAUGCUGAGUUGACUUAUGCGGAGUUCACUUAGACAGUACAUUACAGAAGUUUUGUU